GGCAAACUAUACAAUUUAAUACUUGUUAUUAUAGACCGAUUUAUAAAAUUUUCCUUAUAUAUUCUAAUAACUAAUCGUCUUACUAGCGACAGACUAGCGUCUCUCUUAAUAUACUACGUUAUACGACAAUUUAGAAUUCUAGACAGUAUUGUCUUAGACUAA
Molecule: messenger RNA, 162 nt
Organism: Amorphotheca resinae ATCC 22711
Lineage: Eukaryota; Fungi; Ascomycota; Leotiomycetes; Helotiales; Amorphothecaceae
Exons: 1
Source: RefSeq, a predicted model, not a curated record